AUGGGGCUGCUGGAUAAACUGUCGGGCUGGCUGGGCCUGAGGAAGAAAGAGGUCAACGUUUUGUGUUUGGGCCUGGACAACAGUGGCAAAACCACUAUCAUCAACCAACUGAAGCCAACUAAUACGCAGGCACAAGAAAUAGUCCCAACAAUUGGCUUCAACAUUGAAAAGUUCAAGAGUUCAAGCCUGUCUUUCACAGUGUUUGACAUGUCUGGGCAGAGCAGAUACAGAAACCUGUGGGAGCAUUACUACAAAGAAAGCCAUGCCAUCAUAUUUGUCAUUGACAGUGGUGACAAACUGAGAAUGGUUGUUGCCAAAGAGGAGCUAGAUACUCUUCUCAACCAUGAAGAUAUCCGCAGCAAAAAGAUACCAGUAUUGUUUUUUGCUAACAAGAUGGAUCUGCGGGAUGCCAUGUCUUCUGUCAAGGUCUCACAGAUGUUGUGUUUGGAGAAUAUCAAAGACAAACCCUGGCACAUCUGUGCCAGCAAUGCUAUCCAGGGAGAGGGCCUACAGGAAGGGCUGGACUGGCUACAAGAUCGUAUCAAAACAAUGAACACAUGA
This is a messenger RNA of Toxotes jaculatrix (banded archerfish), 561 nucleotides long. RefSeq names its product ADP-ribosylation factor-like protein 6. Gene Ontology annotation, molecular function: GTPase activity; GTP binding. Gene Ontology annotation, biological process: protein localization to cilium; vesicle-mediated transport; cilium assembly. NCBI's taxonomy places the organism in Eukaryota, Metazoa, Chordata, Actinopteri, Toxotidae. The coding region runs from base 1 to 561 and encodes 186 amino acids. Gene Ontology annotation, cellular component: cytoplasm; axoneme. The transcript has 7 exons. The record is from RefSeq and is a predicted model, not a curated record.